CGCAUAUUAUUAGAGAGUAAGUAAAUGACAUUUGGUCCGUGAAUGUGAAAAGCGAAUCACUUGAUUAGUUUUGUUUGAUUUCGCGACACUUGCGAAACCGUACGUGAAAAUUUCCCAAAACCACAAAUAAUGGGUGCCCGUAGCUCAAAUCCACGUACGAUACAAAUUGAAAAUGAUUCGCCGGUCAGUGUGAUUGAUGUAUCGGAGGCAGUUGUGGAUCGUCUCAAGGGAUUGCACAGCAAAGAUGUUGCACAACAAAAGGAGCAUGACCGACGAGUGGCUGAAGCCGCUGUGGCCGCAGCACGGUUAGAAUGGGAGAAACAAGUAGAACAACGAUCUCCGAAACAAUUAAUAACACAAGCUGCUCCUGCACCGAUUCAAACCAUCAUACACAGCGGUGGAUCCACAAUUUCAGCGUUGGAAGUUCGCCGUCAAAAAGAGGAAGAAUUGCGUAAAAACGAUCAGUACUGGCAGGCGCGUCUGAAGAAGCAAGAAGAAGAUCUCAAGAAGACUGCAGCCAUUUUGGAAAAGGAAUACAAUGAAACGUUCAAUCAAGUGCGUAGCCGCUUCGAGAAUUCAGCACCACAAUAUCAGUUGCCUCCAUGCAAAGAUGUCAAAGCCAAACUAGUCGAAUGCUACAAAGCAAAUGGCAAUCAAACGCUGAACUGUUCCAGCAUUGUUGCCGAUUUCGAAAAUUGUGUGCAAAGCCAUCGUACAAAUCUGCUGAAUGAGAAAUAUGCUGCAACAAAACAACCCAUUGCCGCCGCAUCAUAAUUCAGUUUUGUUUGUGUGAUUUGAAGAAAAAAAAUCCUUAAAAAUUAUGUUGAGCCUAUUUCGCAAAUGGAUGUGCAAAUGAAUGUCCGGUAUUCAAUUGUGUUGUGCAUGAAAUUACGUUAAAAUUGAAUAUCCGGAUUGGAUGGAAUCAUCCCAAAAAAAAAGGACACGAAUUAUUAUCAAAUCUAGUGUUUUUUUAGCGAAAUUUGAACAACAGUAAAAACUCUUGACCUUUAUUUAAAAAAAUAAAUACACUCUAGGAAUACAACAAACCGAAA
Messenger RNA from Sitodiplosis mosellana (orange wheat blossom midge), 1052 nucleotides. RefSeq names its product MICOS complex subunit MIC19 (gene Chchd3). The record is from RefSeq and is a predicted model, not a curated record. Lineage: Eukaryota; Metazoa; Arthropoda; Insecta; Diptera; Cecidomyiidae. The transcript has 4 exons. Bases 130 to 774 code for a protein of 214 amino acids. Gene Ontology annotation, cellular component: MICOS complex. Gene Ontology annotation, biological process: inner mitochondrial membrane organization.